AUGGCUCGCCGUUGGAAUGCAAAUUCAGAACCCUACAAUGCUUACUUGUCGCCCAGGCAAGUAGAUCAACUGAAACCGGAGAACGCCUUUUAUACUACGGAGUUCGGCGACAGAUGUGAGCGUCACUACUGCGGGGCGUGUGGUCAGUGUCACCCAACAAGCAGCUGCGCCUCCAUGCGACUGUUGGAGCAUGUGACGGGCACCAGCCUCCCUGACGCCGCAUUCCAUGCCUCAGAAGCCUACGUUAUUGACGACUAUGCACAGCGACGCUUCCAAGCGGAACGACACAAACUGCGGCUGGAACACCACUGCAAACCCACGGAACCUUUCCCCUUUCCCAGCGAAACUGGUUGA
Molecule: messenger RNA, 354 nt
Organism: Hydatigera taeniaeformis
Lineage: Eukaryota; Metazoa; Platyhelminthes; Cestoda; Cyclophyllidea; Taeniidae
Source: the annotation of a GenBank genome assembly